Cordyceps militaris CM01 is the source of this 708-nucleotide messenger RNA. RefSeq lists its product as uncharacterized. The transcript has 2 exons. NCBI's taxonomy places the organism in Eukaryota, Fungi, Ascomycota, Sordariomycetes, Hypocreales, Cordycipitaceae. The coding region runs from base 1 to 708 and encodes 235 amino acids. The record is from RefSeq and is a predicted model, not a curated record.
AUGCUAUCCUUUGCCCCCGCGCCCAUCUUUACGGCCAACUGGGACCACCACCGGCCAGCCGUCUCGUCCCCGCUCUCGUCCUCGCCGCUGCGCGCCUCCUCGCCCCUCGGCACGCAAGACGAGCGCGCCGACGCCUUUUCGCUGCGCCAGACGCAGUCCUCGCCCAUCCAGCCGCCCAGGUUCAAGUACGCCGCGCGCGCGACGCGCCCCAACCCGGUCCUGCGCCGCCGCGAGGACGCGCAGCAGCAGCGGCGCGCCACCUAUCUCCGCAGCGUGCGCGACAAGGCUGAGGACAAGGCGUGGCAGAGACGGGACAUUGAAGGACAGUUUCUGAAAUCGAACUGGAUCGCCGACAUGGAUCGCCUGUCACACGACGCGCCGGAGCUCUCCGAGGCGGAUAUAGAAGACGCCUCGAGUUUCCAACCCGAGUUGCUGCGGCUGAAAGAGGACGCGCAGGACGCGGAUAUGGACGGUGGUGAUGAUGACAUGGUCGACGAGUACGCCGAGGAUGCCGAGCUUGAGGCCAUGUUUGCGUCGUAUCAGCAGCAGCAGCAACCACUCUCGCCAGCGACACGCCCGAUAUCGCCGUCCUUGUCCGACGACGAGUACGACGAUAUUUUUGAAGAGUUGCUCUCGGCAAAGGAUAUCGACCAGGCUAUGCAGACGCAUCAACCUACAGAUUCGGCAGAUCAGAUGGACAUGGAAUGA